Molecule: messenger RNA, 488 nt
Organism: Opisthorchis viverrini
Lineage: Eukaryota; Metazoa; Platyhelminthes; Trematoda; Opisthorchiida; Opisthorchiidae
Exons: 4
Source: RefSeq, a predicted model, not a curated record
AUGAAUGUGCUGCACAAAGGCCGCCUCAUAAUUCAGUUGGCACGAUAUUCGAGACACCGCGUUAAACGUGUCCAUGAUAUUCUUCAACUGAAUGUGCUGCACGAAGGCCGCCUCAUGUUUCAGUUGGUAGGGUAUUCGAGAUACCGCAGUAUAUUUUCAAGAUUGUUGGGAAAUCUUCGACAGCCCACAAUCGGUUUCACGUUCAAUUGGGAUCAUCAGCUCCCUUCUCAAUUUCACCACAUAACAGGUCCACUGACGGUGCUGUACUUACGCACUAAUUUAUCAGCUCCCGCCUCCAAUGCGCAGCUACCUACCCCACCUCCACGAAUCAUCGGUGAACGAAACUACAGCAGCUACAACCACUGUACGACGGGUAUGCGGAAGGCACAGUCCCGUCAAACUCAUGUUCUGAUUGAACCCAAAGUCGACCGAUUUCGACAAAUACACUCAUUUGUGAAUCAACUUGCUAUUCACGGGAGACUCACGUG